This is a messenger RNA of Pistacia vera, 1515 nucleotides long. RefSeq names its product programmed cell death protein 2. The coding region runs from base 126 to 1391 and encodes 421 amino acids. The transcript is spliced from 10 exons. Gene Ontology annotation, cellular component: cytoplasm. Lineage: Eukaryota; Viridiplantae; Streptophyta; Magnoliopsida; Sapindales; Anacardiaceae. The record is from RefSeq and is a predicted model, not a curated record.
CUAACCGUUUGUCCCGCUGUCAUGAGAAGAAGAGCUCACUUAUAUAGGUAUAGUUCAAUUGUCCAUCAAUUUUACAAAAAUUGUAAAACUUUGAACUCGUAAACUAACUUAACAAGCCUAAGAAAAUGGAAAGUGGCGCCAAGGGAGAUUCUUUAGAGAAAUUGAAGGGACUCCAAAUCACCUCUCUUGACGAUAACGAUGACGAUGAACAAGAACAAGAUAUUGUUGCCGAUGAAUACGAUGAUGUUGAUGAAGACGAUGAUGAAGAAGACGAAGAACAAGAGCCAGUCACAUUAGGUUUCGUAGAGAAGCCGAAAAAUCACUGGUCUCUUCUUCGCCACUUAUUUCCUAGCAAAGCUGGAGGAGCACCUGCGUGGUUGGAUCCCGUUAAUUUGCCAUCAGGAAGGUCCUGUCUCUGUGACAUAUGUGGAGAACCGUUACAGUUUGUCAGGAAGGUUUAUGCACCAAUUAUGGAGAAGGAUUUUACAUUUCACCGUACGUUAUUUUUGUUCAUGUGUCCAUCAAUGUCAUGUCUUCUUAGAGAUCAACAUGAACAAUGGAAACGUCCACCAGAGAAGCCAUUUCGAAGUGUGAAAGUCUUCCGUUGCCAAUUGCCUCGCAUUAAUCCUUUUUACUCAAGUGAGCCUCCAAAAUACAACAGUACUGACAAACCUACCGCACCUGGAGUUGCACUCUGUAAUUGGUGUGGUACCUGGAAAGGAGAUAAAGUCUGUAGUAGUUGCAGAAGAGUUAAUUAUUGCUCACAGAAGCACCAGGUCAUGCACUGGCGAUCAGGUCAUAAAAUUGAAUGUCAGCAGCUGAACCUUUCUUCUCACUCCAAUUUUGCAAAUGGUGGAACCACUUCAGCAGAGAGACAAAUAGUUGCGAGCAACAGUCUAUGGCCAGAGUAUGAGAUUGUAAAUGAGGAUGAAAGUGAAUAUGACAUGGAAAUGUCUGAAGAUGAUGGACAUGCUGGUUCAUUGAUAUCUAAGGCAGGAAUGGAUGAUACAAUGAAGUCAUUGAUGAACGAUUUUGAGGGAGAUGGUGACCGAAAGAGUUGGGCCUCUUUCCAAGAGCGUAUAGCCAAAGCCCCUGAACAAGUUUUAAGGUAUUGUAGGAAUGCCAGUGCUCAAGCCCUAUGGCCCAUGUCAAGUGGCCGGCCAUCAAAGGGAGAUAUUCCGAAUUGCAGUUACUGUGGUGGUCCUCGGUGUUUUGAAUUCCAGAUCUUGCCGCAGCUACUUUAUUACUUCGAUGUAAAGAAUGAUGUGGAUUCUCUUGAUUGGACAACUGUAGUUGUGUACACAUGUGAAGGCUCGUGUGAGACAAGUAUAAAUUACGUUGAGGAAUUUGUUUGGGUUCAACACUCUUCACAGUCAAUUAAUGUACCUUGAUAGCUUAUCGUUUGCUCUGUCCUUGGUUUAAGGCAUCGAGAAAAAUUUUGUACGUAGCUUGUCUGUCACUUUCAGACAUGGCAGACCUUCACCAACAAUUUUUAUUUGUUCAAGGUUAGGCAAA